This is a messenger RNA of Cryptomeria japonica (Japanese cedar), 1505 nucleotides long. Its product is annotated as alkylbase DNA glycosidase-like protein mag2. Gene Ontology annotation, biological process: DNA alkylation repair; base-excision repair; base-excision repair, AP site formation. The transcript has 2 exons. Gene Ontology annotation, cellular component: protein-DNA complex; nucleus. The record is from RefSeq and is a predicted model, not a curated record. Gene Ontology annotation, molecular function: DNA-3-methyladenine glycosylase activity; DNA-7-methylguanine glycosylase activity; alkylated DNA binding. Bases 412 to 1293 code for a protein of 293 amino acids. NCBI's taxonomy places the organism in Eukaryota, Viridiplantae, Streptophyta, Pinopsida, Cupressales, Cupressaceae.
CCACAUGCCAUGAGUAAAUCAAGAUACAAGAUCUUGGAAUCCUUCAAUUGUUGACGUAGUAUACCCUUCGAGGUUUGAAACUUCAGCAAGAAUCCCCACCAUUUGAUCAAAAUAGUCGUUAUGAUUUGAUUAUUAUUUUGUUCCUUCGAAUACAAUGAUACAAAAUCCUCCAUUUAAUUAAAAAAAGGAAGUCCGCUUUUCCAGAUGUGCAGAGAAAACUUUGAGCAGAUUUUCGAAAGUCAGCGUUUCGAGAUGUCCUAAAAACUUUGAACACUUGAAACCCUCAUCAAACCUAUUUACUCAUUCUGCUUUCUGCUUGCUCUUCACAAACUGUUUAUCAGAAUCUUCUCUGCAAACAACAAAAUUUUGGUCUUUAAGCCGUUAAUUUUUUUUAACAAGAUUAGAAGUGCAAUGAAAACUAAAAGGCCAAGGCUCUCCAUUACUAACAAUAGUGUGACAAACCCGCAUCCUGAUCACAAACAAGAAGAAUUACCGAACACCCAUGAACCAAAAAUCACCAAGAAAUCUAAAAAAACCAUCACAGCCACUGCAGCAUCUUGCACGAUCAAUUUCCCUUCUAGAAAGAUCAGAAAUUUAUCAGUACAACAUAAGGAAGAAGCUAUUAUUUUGGAUCGCCCUACAACAGAGCUUAAGACUUUGUCUUCAGAGGAUGAUGUUGUCAUGGCCAUUAAACACCUGAAAGAAUGCGACUUGAAAUUGAGUUCUGUUAUAGAAAUGCAUGACACCCCCAAGUUUGAGAAAUGCCAGAGUGCUUUUCAGUCGCUUGUCAGAAGCAUUGUGUAUCAACAGCUUGCAACAAAGGCAGCAGCUUCGAUACACAACCGCUUGGUUUCUCUUUGUGAGGGGGAGAACAGUGUUAUUCCUGAAACUAUAUCCAAACUUUCAGCAGCAGAAAUGCGGAAAAUUGGCAUAUCAGAACGCAAAGCGAGUUACAUUCAUGACUUGGCAUCCAAUUUUAUGUCUGGAGUCCUUUCAGAUUCUCUAAUUUUCGAAAUGGAUGAUGCCUCUUUGAUAUCUUCCCUCACUGCUGUCAAGGGAAUUGGGGUCUGGUCUGUGCACAUGUUCAUGAUCUUUGCUUUGCACAGGCCUGAUGUAUUGCCAGUUGGGGAUUUGGGUGUUCGUAAAGGUUUUCAGAAGCUUUAUGGACUCAAAGAUCUGCCCACUCCUGCUCAGAUGGAAGAUUUGUCAAAUAGCUGGAGACCUUAUAGGUCUAUAGGAUCAUGGUACAUGUGGAGAAUUAUUGGAACAAAAAGCCCAAUUGUUUCUUCAUAAUGAAGCUGCAUUCUUUUGAGCAGUGUGAUUUGGAACUGUGUGAUAUAGAUGAUUACUGUAAUUUUUUGAACUUUCUUUUUUGCUAACGAGAUUCUGUACGCAAGUUGAUUCUAUACUUUGCUAUUUACCAUGGACUCACACAAUUUGUUAUUGACUGAUUUGCUCUUUCCAGCAAAGAGCUGUUAACUUCAAUUUUGAAUUUCUUGACAUUA